Cuscuta campestris is the source of this 1646-nucleotide messenger RNA. NCBI's taxonomy places the organism in Eukaryota, Viridiplantae, Streptophyta, Magnoliopsida, Solanales, Convolvulaceae. The record is from the annotation of a GenBank genome assembly.
CUAUAAAUAAAUAAAUAAGGUUUAUUUUAAAGCGCUUAAGUUAAUUACCAUACACCAAAUUAAACACCAUGAAGUCCCCUCAUGGCCAUCAUCAACCUCUCUUUCAUGUGUGGGCAUUAUUGCUCUUAUGUACUUCAUCAUCAAGAAUAGGGGAAUGCACAAAGGGCGGCGGGCAUAAUAACAAUGAGAAAAGAACGCCACCAGCGGGAGUAGUGGAAUACUCAUCAGCAAUAAGUUGCCGGAAACACACGGCGUACUUGACGGAUUUCGGGGGCGUAGGUGACGGAAAGACCCUAAAUACGGGGGCAUUCCAUAGAGCCGUAGCUAACCUAAGCAGGGUUGCUCCGGACCAUGGUGCCAUGCUUAUCGUGCCCGCCGGGAAGUGGCUCACUGCGCCGUUCUAUUUGACAAGUCAUUUCACCCUUUACCUCCACAAAGACGCCGUCAUUCUUGGCACUCAGGAUGAAUCACAAUAUCCACUCAUUUCACCAUUGCCAUCUUACGGAAGGGGUAGAGAUGCUCCGGGAGAUAGGUUUACGAGUCUCAUCUUUGGAACAAAUCUCACUGACGUUGUCAUCACUGGUGGGAAUGGGACAAUAAACGGGCAGGGAGAGGUUUGGUGGGACAAGUAUCGAAACAAGGAGCUGAAGAACACAAGGCCUUACCUUAUCGAGAUUAUGUAUUCCAACCAAAUCCAAAUCUCUAACCUCACCCUCCUCAACUCCCCAUCAUGGGUCGUCCAUCCUGUUUACAGCAGUGACAUUAUAAUUGAGCACUUGACAAUUCUUGCACCCAUUGAUUCCGAAAACACUGAUGGGAUCGACCCAGAUUCAUGCGCAAAUGUAAGAAUAUGGGACAACUACAUUGUGUCCGGGGACGACUGCAUCGCAAUCAAGAGCGGUUGGGACGAGUACGGGAUCGCAUUCAACAUGCCAACCAAGCAAGUGUCCAUCAAGAGGCUCACUUGCGUCUCCCCCUUCAGCGCCACCAUUGCUCUCGGGAGCGAGAUGUCGGGCGGGAUCGAAGACGUCCGGGCCGACGACAUCACCGCCGUCAACACCGAGUCGGCCGUGCGGAUCAAAACGUCCCCCGGACGCGGCGGCCACGUCAGGGACAUGUACCUCGCCAACGCCCGUUUCCGCACCAUGAAGUACGUCUUCUGGGUGACCGCGGAGUACGGCGAUCACCCAGACAACCGUUUCAACCCGAACGCCGUGCCGACCGUACAGGGCAUAAACUUCAGAGACGUCACCGCCGAGAACGUGACGGUCGCCGGAAAGCUUGUGGGGCUGAAGGGCCGCCCCUUCACCGGACUCUGCAUCUCCAAUGCCACCAUUGCCAUGCAUGUGGACGAAUCCGCCGCAAAGACACCCAAACAGGCAUGGAACUGUACGGACGUCCAAGGUUUCCAGGGCGCGGUGACUCCUAAGCCGUGUAAUCAACUGGUUGAAAAGCCCCAUCUGGAGUGCAAAUUCCCCCGAGACAAACUUCCAGUCGAGAAUGUUCAACUCAAGACAUGUUCUCUCCCACUCCAUUAAAUUAAAUUAAUGGGCACUAUAACUGUUAUAUAUACGAGAUCAAUAAAUGUAUGCAUCAUCAACUAUCCGCUUUUCAUGCAUAUUUUGUAAUCAAAUAGGUACACUCUG